This is a messenger RNA of Arachis ipaensis, 747 nucleotides long. The record is from RefSeq and is a predicted model, not a curated record. Lineage: Eukaryota; Viridiplantae; Streptophyta; Magnoliopsida; Fabales; Fabaceae.
AGUAGACAGCACUGUGCAGAGAAGAGAACUUCUUUGUUUUGGCACUUGGAAGUUUUUGGUUAUUUUCUGCAAUAUUGUGUAUGUAUAUAAUAUUUUACUGUAUUUAUAUACCGAGGAUAAAAAUACUGAGACUCGUGUACAACUACCAUUUUUUGUAAGGAGCUUCUUCUACGUGCGUGUGUCACGUUUAGGAGCAAACCCUUGUCUUGUUCACAAAAACACAACCUCCACUCCGCACAGCUCUCAUUCCCUCUCAACUCAACGUUCUCAUCAAUCCUCCGGCGAAGUUCUGUCUUUCCCUCUUCUCUUUCUCACAUCCUCUCCCAAUCUCACUCACUCAAUAUUUCAUCGCCGUAACCACCAUUAUCUUCUCUCCAUCAUUAUCCAUUUUUCACCACCAUCAGCCACCACCAUUGCCGGCGCUACCAUCAACCUUCUCUCUCACUCACUCUGAAACUCACACCCGCACAUCCUCUUCUCUCUCAACCUUCUCCUUUUCUCUCUUCAACCACCCAGCCUUCACCGUCACUACCAUCCUCUGAGCCCCUAUCUUCAUCGUCGCCGCAGCUCACUCCAAAAAUUUCCCUCCAAAAGUUUCCUUCCUUUCUUUCACAAUUCACACACUCGAAAGAGGGUUCCCACUUCUGAAGAAGCUUCUAGAAUCUUCUGAUGGCUUCAUCCUCGCACGGCGACCAAAUGAGGAUCGUGGCGACCCAGUUCUGUUCUGAUGAUCAGACUCUCAUUGCU